UUUGUCUGUCCCUCCGUCCCUCUGUCUGUCCCUCCGUCCCUCUGUCUGUCUGUCUGUCUGUCCAUCUGUAUGUCCCUCUGUCUGUCUGUCCCUCUGUCCAUCCAGAUUAGAGUCAUAAUAAGUCAAUAAUAACCAACAUGUGUUUUAAGAGAGAAUUUAAAUGACACACACACAUAGAAACACACACAUAGAAACACACACACAUAGAAACACACACACAUAGAAACACACACACAUAGAAACACACACAUAGAAACACACACAUAGAAACACACACACAUAGAAACACACACACAUAGAAACACACACACAUAGAAACAACAAUGUAAGUGUGAGAAGUUAGCGUGUGUUUGACCCCCCUGGUCUCUGGUCCCUGGUCUCUGGUCCCUGGUCCCUGGUCUCUGGUCCCUGGUCCCUGGUCUCUGGUCUCUGGUCUCUGGUCCCUGGUCCCUGGUCCCUGGUCCCUGGUCUCUGGUCCCUGGUCCCUGGUCCCUGGUCUCUGGUCCCUGGUCCCUGGUCCCUGGUCUCUGGUCCCUGGUCUUCUUCGAGCAGCCUGGAGAGAGACAGUACCCGGGGCAGGUCUACGUCAACAUCGGGCCCCUGAGGACCAACCUGACCUACGACCGGAGGGACAGUUCAGUGACGCUGCUGAAGAACGACCAGGUCCUCAUCAACCUGCUGACGGACAUCGUCACUGAGAAGAGGAGGGCCACCAACAUCCGGCCCCAGAUCCCAGCCACCUUCAGCCACACCAAGGAGGCCAGGGAGAAGGGCGUCAUUCUGAGCCUGAAGGACAACGAAGGCGUCCUCAGGUCGGACAAACAUGGAGACGUCCCCUUUGACGUCAAAGAGAACUUCAGCGACGUAGAAUUCACCAGCGAGGACGUCAACGAGGAGGUGGAGUUCACCGUCAUGGAGCUCAGAGCAGGAAAGCGAGCCAUCCGGAUCCGUCGGGUCAAGGAGCCCCUCCUACUGACGCUCUGCAGCGAGGAGGCCGACGCCCACACCAGUGACACUGAGAAAGCCUCCACCCCUUCAGGGCGGAGCAACAUGAAGCUGGAGGCGGGGCCCAUGAUGAAGCUGGACACGGAGCUGUACGAGGGCAUCGUCAGCCAGCCCAUCAUCGAGCCCACGGCCACCAUGCUGGGCUACCCGGGUCAGAUCCACGCCAACAUCGGGCCCCUGAGGACCAACGUGACCUUCGACCACCGGGACUGUGGCGUGACGCUGCUGAAGAACGACCACGUGUUGAUCAACCUGCUGGUGGACGUGGUGACGGGGAAGAGGAGGGCGGCCAACAUCAGACCCAAGAUCCCCUUCACCUUCAGCUACACCAAGGAGACCCGGGAGCUGGGCGUCAUCACCGGCCUCUCAGCCGACGAAGGCGUCAUCAGCUCAGAGGAACAUGGAGAGAUUCCCUUCGACAUCAGCGAGAACUUCAGCGACUCCGAGUUCAACCCCAGCGACCUCCACAAGGAGGUGGAGUUCACCGUGGCCCUGGUGAAAUCGAAGAAGAGAGCCAUCAGGCUGAGGAGGGCGAGGAGGAUCGAGGACCAGAUCCUGCAUGAGCAGAAACUACGAGAGGAAGAGGAGAAGAAGAAGAAAGAGGAGGAGAAGAAGAAGAAGGAGGAGGAGGAGCAGGAGAGGAGGAAGAGGGAUGAAGAGGAGUGUGAGAGGGAAGUGGAGAAAAGGAAGAAGGAGGAGGUGGCGGCGGCGUUGGCGGCCGCUAAAGACAAGUCCGUGACGUGUCCUCAUGUCUUCCUGCAGUGGACGCCACUCGGGUACACGAUCAGGAUCCCAGACACCAUGGACGACAUCAGCAAGGACCGCUUCCAAGGAACCGUCCUCAAAGCCAUCUCCAAACACCCCCGCAAGGAGGUCAAGAAGGAGCCUGAGGACACCACCGAGGACACCACCACGAAGGACGCCACGGAGGACGCCACGGAGGACGGAGGACAGGCUGAGGACAAAGGACAGGUGAAAAUCAAAGUGGAGAAAAUGGAUGAAGAGGAGAAGACGGAGGUGGAGGAACAGGAUGGAGACGAGGAGAAGAAAGAUGGAGGAGGGGGUGGAGCCAAGCUAGACCCAGAGCUGGGACGUCUGGUCAUGACCAUCAACGGUCAACAGAAGCAGCUCAGCUUCGGCCCCAGAGACCUCCUGACAGGGGCCACCAUGCUGGACGGAGACAAGGUGCGUUUCAACGUCGCCACCAACCAGGAGACCAAAGAGGAGCGAGCCACCUUCGUGGAGAUCCUCCCAGACUCGUUCGAGGAGUCCACUGAGCAGCGGCGCCACGGCAUCGUGAUCGAGUUCUCGGAGGACUCGGGGCUCAUCAAGUGCUCUCAGAACCCUCAGCUCUACUUCCACAUGUCGGAGGUGAUCGAGAAGAAGAAGCUGGAGCUGAACGAGAAGGUGGAGUUCAGCGUCGUCCCGCAUGAGACGGCCGAGGGGGGGAACCAGGCCAUCAGGAUCAAACGUUACACCGAGAGCGUUUUCCUCCCCACUCGGAAACUCGGAGGAGUCAGUGCAGCCAAAGGAAAGAUGACCAUCAAGCUGACAAAGGCCUUAGAGGAAUCUGAGAAAGAAAAGCCAGAGACAGACAAGCUGAAGACUGUGGUGAAGAAUCUCAGAGCACAAGACUCAAACAAGAACGUCCGACGGGAUCACAGUGCGUCUAAAUGUAGGUACACCAGGAGUCGCAGCAGGAGUCGCAGCAGGAGUCGCAGCAGAGGGAGGAGCAGGAGCAGAAGUCCUUCGAGGGACCAGUUCGGACGCAUCAUCAAGAGGAGACGAAGCUCCAGCGUCGAGCGUGGCAGCAGGAAAUACAGGCACAGCCGGGAGAGGUCGCACCGGAGAACCAGGAGUCGCUCCAGGACUCGGAGCCGGAGCUCUAGUCGGAGCCGGAGCAGAGAGAGAAAAGAAGACCGGACCUCCAGGAAGAAGAGCAAAGCCAGCAGAGAGCUCGAAGAGAGACGUAAGAGGAGGAGGGAGCUGAGUCCGCCGCCCCCCAGGAGAGGAGGAGUCAUGGACGACGAGCUGGCCAGGAAGAAGCGAGAGCUGGAGGAAUUGAACGAGAUGAUCGCCUACAAAAAGUCUCUGGUGGAGGUGGACCCCGGACAGAGGACCUGCAUAGACUAUGACCACGGCAGGAUAGCCGUCCCCCUGACGGAGUACAAACCGGUCCGAUCCAUCCUGAAGAAACGUCCUGAGGGUCCUGAGUACCACCAUCGCUCUCCUUACGACGACCCCUACUACGACCGACCCUACAGUCCCUACCAGGACCGUCUCUAUGGCGACCGCUACGCCAGCCGUCCCUACAGCGACCGCCUGUAUGAAAGCCGACUCUAUGGUGAAGCUCCCUACCUGCCGUCGUCCAGCCACCGCUACACUGACCGCUAUGACGUUUACGACGAACCCUAUGACGAACGCCACUAUGAGCCGCCCUACGACCGUCCGUAUGAUCCAUAUGGUCUGGUCAAGCGAAGCCAGUCUCCAGAACCCCAUCGCUCCUCGUCCCCGUCUCAGUCUGGACCAGUUCCUGCUGCCUCCACCCAACCUCUUGCUGCCCCGUCCUCUUCCCAUCCUCCCUUCAGACCUCCCUCCCCCAUGGAGUCUCCCCCUAGAAGCCCUUCUCCCAAACGGCAGCCAUCUCCGGCUGAGAGGCCUCCUCUGGAUCGUUUCCUCGACAUGCUCAACAAAAAGGUGGACGCUGAAAAGAAAUGUGAGCCGGUCCGUGUUGCUGAUGACCUCCUUCCUCACGAGCGAGCGCUUCAGGAUGGGAAGGGCUUCUCUCGGAUCCUGGGAUUGGCUCAGGAACCAGCUAGCAGUGGCCUACCCCUUGAAGUGGAGAAGAAGGAACCAGCCUCUAAGCUGUCCUCGGUAGAGUUGCCCAGCGAGGAAUCAAAGACAGAACCUUACGACAAGAUCCAGAGUCUACUCCGAAGCAUUGGCCUGAAGCUGAGCACAGGAGACGUGUCCAAACUGGCUGGCAGAGCCCAGGAGAAGGGUUACGCUCCAAAGGCCUCGUCUGCAGAAAGAGAGAUUUUAUCAUUCCCAGUGGAAGAACUGCGGACCCACAGACCGGGUUCUGUUGAAUUGGAUCAGAUCCAUUCCCCGUCCCCGGCCAGAUCCUCCAGCCUGGAGCCGAUCCGCCGUCGUAAAACUUCAGCGCUGCAGUACGAAGACUUCCUGGACCAGCAGGAGUUGGAGGCACUUAAGAAGGCGCAGCGGCUGCAGACUCUUACCAAGACAAUGGGGAGCACUCCCUCCACCUCCACCUCUCCCAAACCUCCUCCCGGGCCUCCCCCCACUCACUACCAACACCCACCUCCGCCACUCAACUGGCCUCCUGGUAUCAUCUCCCAGAUCUCCCCACCACAGACCUCCACCUCCGCUGGCAUGGCCACUCCAGCUUCUCCUGCAGUGGGUGAACCACACCACAGACUGGGACCUCCUCCUGGACCUCCUCCACAGUGUCCAGCACAGCUUAUUCCAGGACCUCCCCCUGGACCUCCUCCACGGCAUCCCAUUGGACAGCCUCCUUUCCCUCUACCUUCUAGAAAUGCCGUCUUGCAUUUUAUGGGACAGCCUGAUGCAUCUCUACCCAGUACCUCCUCUUCGCAGCCUUUAAGCGCCUCUGCAGUAACACACCCACCAUCAUCAGCACCGGCAGCCUCAUGUUCUACAGGCGACGACUCGUCGUCAGUCAUCUCUACGACAGUGGCCAGAUGUUUGAAGGUCAUAGAGACGGUGAAAUCUCUGGCUGCACAGCCCCCAGCAAAACAAGCCAAGUCAGUCCAGUUCAGUUUACCCACAGAGUCGCCAUCAGUCGUGGUUCCUCAGACCUCAGCAGAGGCCGAUGAUGACGUCAAGACCAAGCAGAAGGAGAAGCUGGAUCUGUACAACCAGAGGCUUCUAGAAAAGAGAGACCAACAAUACAAGGAGAUGCUGGCCUCUAGGAAACAGGCAGACAGGAACAAGAAUGGUUCCCUGAUCCCUGCAGUUCAGCAGGUUAUUGUAGAUCUCUUCCUUCCAGAUAGUCCAGAGAAACUUGAUUAGCCUCUGGAUCUCUGGACACAAUGUAGAAAGAUUGAAGACGAGAACAUGGCGACCAACUCAAGUAUUGGUCGGAUUCGCGAGGCCCCGCUGGUCCGUUAGGCCGGUGAUAAAUUCGCUCUGGUGGAAAAACGUCACGCAGUCGUAGAUUCCCACGAGACUUGACAAGGGUCCGUUGACAUUGAUUAAACGUUCGGUCAUUCUUCCGGUCGCCGUCCAUUAGCGAAGCCCACACAUCAAGACAAGAAGACGACUGAGGUCUGCGCUCCACACAGUAACGUCUCUUUCCUCUUCAUACAGCGACUCAUCAGUAUCAAGGUUUCAAAGAAGAUGUCAGUCUAGGGUUGACUGUAGUUAGAUGAGACUGUUGGAGGGUUUAGAAUAUUUGCUAGAGUUAAGCAUUGAUUCUCUAAACGUUUACCCACACAGACAGGGAGAGGUUGAACAGUUUGUUAGUGUAACUGCCAGUGUAGAUGCUGAUACCUUUGACCUGAACACAACAUUUAAUUUAGGCUUGAGAUUUCUAUGUUGACUUGCUACGAAUGUUCAUUCUGAGGAGAAUAUUGCGUCUAUGUAGGGAAAUCUGUUUGACAUAAAAGCAUAAAAGAACCUAUUCCUGAACAACAAGAUACCUGCAGGACUAAAGCACCACACGUCUCUGAAGGUUCAUCCAGGUAAUACUUUAUCCAAAAGGUGUUUUAAAAGAAGCAACUGGAAUUAUAGAGUUUUGAGGAGACACUCUUUAGACGUGAAGAAGCUACUCGGAUGAGCAGUGAAACGUCUUCUCAAAACUCUACAAGUUCAGUGGCCUUCGUAAACUCCUUGUGGAUCAUGCUAAAAGAUGCUAAUAUUAGCAGUGUAACCACUAAUCUCUCCUGGGUAGGUUUGAUCUGGUGCUUCUCAGUGAUACAGACAUUAUGCCAUUUCAGUAAACCAGGAACUUUUCUUCAGUUUUGCAGGAAUGGUCACCUGGAGAAGAACCAGUAGAAACACGACCCUGGCUAAUGUCUGUGCUGUGGCUCAUAGCUCCAGCUAAAACUUCCAGUCUGUUCUUAAACCUGAGUAGUUGUUCUCUUUCAUCACCAUGUAGCUGAAACUGUUUAUGAGUGGAAGCUAGGCUAGGACUAUGUCUGGUCCAGGACUGAGGAGGCCUUCCAGGUUUGGGUGGCUUUUGCAGACAUGGCUUAAAUAGACCAGGAAAUAUCCAGCCAGAAUGUGAGGAUGAAUCUAGGCCUUCAUGUCACACGUAAUUAAUUAAUGUUGAUUAUUCAGUAGCUAGUCCAGGAUCUGCUCAAUGUAGGAAGGGUUCAACUGUAAGACUUUGACUUUUCUUUAAUUUGUUCCAGCUUUGACGUCUCAUUUUAAACCCGUUCAUAUGUAACAUCUCCAUCUCUUCAUCUUUGUUAUGUUGAGGUUCACAUUCGGGUAGUAGCCAGUAUUUUUUCAGAUGUAGCUACAGGUUUUGCUAUAGUCUUCUAGGCUAGCUAGUUUAAUGCUAAUGUAAUUUAGAAGCUACCGGUAAACGUUUCUCUCUUCUCUGCCAACAACGGACUGUAUUAUUUUAACUCGAUGCAGGUUAAAGAGGUUUAGUAUUAGAUUAAGAUCUGGUUAGUGGGCGGAUGAUAACAACUAAAUUAACGUAAGCCAUGUUCAUGAAAGCCUUAAACAUCGAGGCCUGUCCUGGCCGUUAGAUCCGCUCUUACUCCGUGUUUAAACUAAAGGUUCCAGAUGUUUGAUUUGUCAAUGUUGCAGAUGUUGGGUUUUGAAUUUUUGACGACGGUAAGUCUUUGAGUCAAGAGUGUCUCCGACUUCCCGGGAUGUCCAGAAAACCCAGAGGACUGCUCAGAACAUUUCCCAUGAAAAGUAAAGACAUCCUAAUUAAUUUUCAGUAAUCUCUUUGUUGUUGUUAGUUUGUUAGCCAGGGCUAGCGCUGGUAGAUUAACGUGUGAGAUGUAUUGGAGGCAGUUCUUUAUACAAACCAUGUUAAACAACCGUAAGACUUCAACUUGAACCGACACGUCUGCUACUGGGGCGCUAGCUACAUGUUCUCAUGAGCUUAAGAAGCUCCAGUCCAGAUGGAGUGGUUAGAGUAGUUAGCUUAGCAAGCUAAAGCUGAGAUACUCUUAAGUUGGACACAUUGGGACAGAAUCAUGCUAAAUGAAAUCCUGUGUCUUCCACGUGAUGUGAUAAAACUGUGAAUAUAUUGUCUUCCGGACUGUGAACUAGCUUGUGCUCACCCAUUGAUGCUAAUGUUAGCUCACAAAGCUAAUGUAAAAGAGGCGUCAUUUAGGCCACCAGUUGGAUAGCGUUAGCUUAAACACUUUUGUGGUGAGUAUUUUUUAGAAUAUUUGAGUAAUGCCAUGUAGCCCCAACGUUUGGACUCUUUGAUUAUAAACUCUUUUACCUAAUGCUAACGGUGAUGCUAAUCAUUUAGCACUUAAAGCGGUGUCGAUCAGUACAGGAAGUGAUGCACUAGUUAACAUCAGCAGUUAAAAUGAUACUUGUCACUGUCAAGAUUUAGAAUAACUUUAUGAAAUACUUAGCAGCAGUGUUACGUUAAAUGCUAAAUCUUAGCCAUUAGUUAGUCUUCAGUCUGUGGCAAUAGCUGUAGCUCUGGAGGCUAACACAUCUACCCAUUAGCAUUUGCUUUGUACGUUUUGACUUAAGUUGCUGAAACUGCAACCGCAACUCUCUGGGUAGCCUUGCUUUAAGCUAACAGGUCUUUCAGGUGCAUCCGAGUUAGCUUCACUUCACGGUCACUCGUGACAGUUCAGUCGAGUUAGAUCCGUCACUUCAGACUGAAAUACGGAGUUAAAGUUCAGAAACGGGAAAUAAAAUCUAACAGUUGGUUACAUAUAGGCUCAUUAGCAGUCACGUUAUAAAUCUGUGGACGGUUUCUUUUUCUUUUUUCAGGACACAAAGUUGGACCUAAUUUAACGCUCAUACCAUUUCCUCAACUAAACACUGGAGUCUGCAUGAACCCUAAUACGAGAGUAAAACAAGUUCAAACAAUAUUAAUCAAGUUAUCAGUGUUAUGCUCAAAUUUUAAGGACGUUGUUUUGCAUGUUUGUCUGUUAGCUGUUAGCCGUUAGCUGUUAGCUAGGGACACGCUGUAAAUAGCCAUUGAUACCAUUCAUCUGGUUUAAAAUCUGAAGGUAGGUGAUGAUUUUAAUCUCUGAUCUGCCAGUAAUUCUUAAUUGUUUUACACAUCGGUCUCUAGUUACAUAACCGUGUUUGUGACGUUAGCCGUCGUCUUUGGGACUUUGUCAGAUGUAAUGAACCCAGCUUUAGUUUUAAUUCUUUUAUACAGUAAAGAUCAUUUGUGUAAUGACGCCGGUAAAAUGUGUCCUGAUAGAACCAACUACUGAACCUACUCCAGCGGUUUUAGAGCAGCUGUCGGUCCAUCUCCUGCUAAAAGAACAUCCUUGUGGUCCGGCGGGUGUUUGACAGAUGUUUGUGUCAGAGACGGUUUCGG
Messenger RNA from Mugil cephalus (flathead mullet), 8530 nucleotides. Its product is annotated as serine/arginine repetitive matrix protein 2. Bases 913 to 5058 code for a protein of 1381 amino acids. The record is from RefSeq and is a predicted model, not a curated record. NCBI's taxonomy places the organism in Eukaryota, Metazoa, Chordata, Actinopteri, Mugiliformes, Mugilidae. The transcript is spliced from 15 exons.